AUGGAUAUAUCAGAUAUCCCAAGUAGCCAAGAGACGGCCGAAGACCCUACUUUACCAGGCUCUUCAGCGGAAGGGGCUAGUAUUAUUCUUACACCAGAUAACGCUGAGGCGCGGCUGGCAUUUAGUGAAGUUGCCGAGUGGCUACAAGAACAGAGCGAGGAUCCUGAUGUCCAAGCUGCACGACAACACACACGAAAAUGCAUGUGGAUUUCCUCAAAGCAACAAAAUGACCAUGAAGUUGGUCGAUUACUUAGGCCAGCAUCGGAAAACCUGUCAUCGUCAUCACCAAUUUCGUCACCACGGGACCCAAAAUCAUCAUUUCGCACAGACAAGAAAGAGGAGAAGCAUCAAGAGCAGUCUAGAAUCUGGAAAGGCCAUUACUUCAUAUCGCUCGAUCAACCCCCUCGAAAUCCGUCAAGAGGAUGGGUAGUUGGUUCCUUGAGAAAUGGGCCUCAUUUGAACGAUGUCGUCCUUUGUUUACGUUCGGCUAAUGAAAAGCUGUACAAAGUCCGACGCAAUCAGGCUAUUCUCCAAAUUGAUGAAAUAAGUUUCAUAUAUGUGCAGCCAAUGACUGAUAGAUCUAUCACCUUGGUCAACGGAGAUAAGAUCACCAGGAAACGAGUUUUCAACCACUCAUCCGCUAGCCUGGCAUUCGGCUCCCUCUGCUACCGCAUCCAGUAUGCUCGAGGGUCUUACGCCGACGACUACCCCAGCAGAGUCAAGCGUUACUUGGACGAGCACCUCAAUAUUUCUAAGACUCUGCUGGAGCUAUCACUGACACCAACACCAUCUGAAAGCAGUCCCAUUGUCAUCGGACAGUGGACUAUCAGCGCAGGCACUGUAGGCAAAGGAGCAUCCGGAAUGGUCAGCAUCGCUUCAAAUGACCAUGGCCAACGUGUUGCUUUAAAGAGAGUGCAGGUUGGGAGAGAUAGGGAGCGCACACGGAAAGUCCAAGCGAAGCUGGAGACACUGGCUACAUUAUGCCAGAGGAAGAACGAAAGCCGUCUGCUGCGACUUAUCGAAGUUAUCACGGAUGAUGUGAGAUCAUCUAAUAGGAUAGCGGACGUUUGGUUCGUUCAAGAACCAGCUGCUCAGGACAUACUUUCCACCGCACUCACAAGGGGGUUCUUCAAACAAGGUCAAGAAAGGAUAUCCAUCGUCACAACCGUUCUGAUAGACAUCCUUGGCGCCACAAACUUCCUGCACAAACACCGCUGGAUACAUGGAGAUCUCAAACCCGGCAACAUUGGCAUCCGUACUUGGACCAGCGAGAGCAUAUCUGUGGUGCUGCUAGAUCUCGACGAUGCAGAGGAAAGCCCCUUUCCAGGUAGACAUCACCCUGCUCGGCCUGGAACUGGCGGAACGAUCGGGUGGCUAGCACCUGAGCGAGAGAUGACAGGGUACAACGAGCUGGCUGAUAUCUGGAGUAUCGGCGUAAUGGCCAUUGAGAUGAUUUCGGGGCGACAUCCGUGGCGACAGGGCAAGAAUCCAUGGAGGCCUGGCUCUGAGGCUGCUUUGAGGAACGCCAUUAUUGGCAUGGUGCGGCAUCCAUAUGCUGAGACGUCGACACAACGCCAAUCAAGACUUACGGCGAAAGAGGCUCUGAGACUUCUGGGUCAUGUUGAAGAUGAUGAAAACGCUAGCAAGCGACAGAAAUGUCUUUGA
Fusarium subglutinans is the source of this 1665-nucleotide messenger RNA. Its product is annotated as STE kinase. The record is from RefSeq and is a predicted model, not a curated record. The transcript has 3 exons. Gene Ontology annotation, molecular function: ATP binding; protein serine/threonine kinase activity. Lineage: Eukaryota; Fungi; Ascomycota; Sordariomycetes; Hypocreales; Nectriaceae. Gene Ontology annotation, biological process: protein phosphorylation. Gene Ontology annotation, cellular component: cytoplasm. Bases 1 to 1665 code for a protein of 554 amino acids.